CCGCCGUGGUGGCCGCGGUACUUAACUAGUUACCUAGGUAGCAACCACCAGCUCCAACUUAUCUCCAAUGCGCAAGGGGACAGUAUUCUCCGAGAUCCGGACACCUCAAGCACUACCUUCUGGAGUUGUUGAAGCUGCGUCCAGACACUCUUUGUUCGCCCCAAGUCUAAAUAACUCAGGACUAUAAAUAUUCCCGUUCAAGUGCGCAAUGCCGAUUCCGGAUCUCCCGCUACUGCCUCCCGAGGACUCAAUGCUCUCCUUGAAGUUCGGCAAGGAAAUAGCGAAUUACUUCACCGGAAGCCCGCUCAACCGGCUCUCUUUCCUCCGCACUAACCAUGACUUCCUCCAGGCGGCUUUCUCGCACUCGUCAGCGGCGUUUCUGGCGAUGAACCAACUCAACCCGCUGGUAAAGGAUGACUCGCGCCUGGCUUUCGUGUCCGGCCACGAUAUCACUCCUUUUACAGGCCCGAGUCCGUUCGGGAAGAAAGAGGAGGAGGCGAUCAGGGAUUACAAUUCAGAGGAGACACAGCCUUUGAUCCUGUUUCUCGGGGUCGCCGAGAAGGACCAAUGUCCCUCCGAGAGCGGUACCACGGACCCGUUCCAGUACAAGGAAUACAGGGGUCGCCCAUACUUCGCCGUCGACGUGACACCGCGAGGUAGCUUGACAGACACUGCGAACCGGGUCAUAACGGCGUUGAAGGAAAGGGGCCUCUCGUUUCACGACUCGUCGCCCCGGCAUAUGGGACUUGCCGCAAAUGAAGCUGCGAUAUACGCCCAGGCACGCAGCCUCCUCGACUGGAAUGCGCGAAACCCCUUCUGCGCCCAAUGCGGCCAGCGGACCCUGUCGCUCAACGCGGGGACGAAGCGGGUAUGCCCGCCGACCGACCUAGCCGGGGGCGAGAAGCGCGACCGGCUCCCGUGCGCGACGCGCGGCACCAUCUCGAACAUCAGCUUCCCGAGGACCGACCCGACGGUGAUCAUGGCGGUGGUCAGCUCGGACGGGACCAGGUCCCUGCUGGGGCGGAACCGGCGCUUCCCUCAGAACAUGUACAGCGCGCUGGCCGGCUUCCUCGAGCCGGGCGAGUCGAUCGAGGAGGCCGUCCGCCGCGAGGUGUGGGAGGAGAGCGGCGUCCGCGUCGGCCGCGUCGUCAUCCACAGCUCCCAGCCCUGGCCGUUCCCGGCCAGCCUGAUGAUCGGCGCGAUAGGGCAGGCGCUGCCCGGCGACGGGGAGAAGAUACAUCUGGGCCACGACCCCGAGCUCGAGGAUGCGAGAUGGUUCUCCGUGGCUGAGCUCGAGGAAGCCCUUGCAAAGGGUUCUUCGAACCUCGGGGAACCAGCCCCGGAGGGAUACAGAGAGGGCUCACUUCGUCUACCGCCACAAACUGCCAUCGCCAACCAGUUGAUGAAGGCGGUGGUAGAUGGGUGGGCAUUUACACCAAAGAUAUAAAAAAUCUAGCGUUGCGUAUGCUUGUAUCCAGGGGUUAGAGAAGGAUAUGCAAAACCCUGCAUGCAAUUGGCCGUCACAUGGGAUUUGACAAGCAGGGAGUAGGGAGGGUGAGUGCAUAGACGAAGGUUGAGGUUGGGUGGGAUUUGGUUAGAUUUCAAACCGGAUUUCAGGUGUUUCGGCACUCUUCCUUAUCUGUGUGAUGUCCCAUUAACAUGCCAUUGACGGCAUCGCUCUCCCUCUGGGUAAGGUAACUACUUCCGCAACGCAUGAACUCGACACUUCGGCUUUUA
This is a messenger RNA of Phialemonium atrogriseum, 1737 nucleotides long. RefSeq names its product NUDIX hydrolase domain-like protein. The coding region runs from base 209 to 1447 and encodes 412 amino acids. The transcript is spliced from 3 exons. Gene Ontology annotation, cellular component: cytosol; peroxisome. Gene Ontology annotation, biological process: NADP+ catabolic process; NAD+ catabolic process. NCBI's taxonomy places the organism in Eukaryota, Fungi, Ascomycota, Sordariomycetes, Cephalothecales, Cephalothecaceae. Gene Ontology annotation, molecular function: metal ion binding; NADH pyrophosphatase activity. The record is from RefSeq and is a predicted model, not a curated record.